GCCGAGGCCAGCGUUGGGGACACCUCGGGGCUCAAGGAGAGGAAGAAGCGGCGGCGGCGGCGGCGGCGGCAGCAGAAGCAACGAAGGCAAGCGCGCCAGAGAAGGGGUUCGGGAGACCCAGACCGAGCGAGCUGUCCCUGCACGAGGCUGCCCCACACCGGCUGCUCUCGGCUUUUCGGGACCAACCUCCCCCCCCAUCCCACCGCCCGAAAGACGCGCGACCGGACACCCGAGGUCCCGCCACCACCGUCCACCGCGGACAGCUCGCCCCCCCCCCCUCCCUCGCCACCGCCGGCGAGGCCCGGGGCGGACCGGCAGAGACCUUUCCACCACCCUCCCGCGCCCCCCCCCCCACCGCUUCACCCCGGACAGCCUGGGCCGUCCGGAUGUGCACUAAAAUGGAACAGCCCUUUUACCACGACGACUCGUACGCGGCGGCGGGAUACGCGCGGACCCCGGGAGGCCUCUCUCUCCACGACUACAAACUCCUGAAACCCAGCCUGGCGCUCAACCUGGCGGAUCCCUACCGCGGUCUCAAAGCGCCCGCGGCGCGCGGCCCGGGCCCGGAGGGCACCGGGGCCAGCAGUUACUUUUCCGCCCAGGGUUCGGACACCAGCGGGGCGUCUCUGAAACUCGCCUCCACCGAGCUGGAGCGCCUGAUCGUCCCCAACAGCAACGGUGUGAUCACGACGACGCCCACGCCCCCGGGACAGUACUUUUACCCUCGCGGGGGCAGCGGCGGCGGAAGCGCCGGGGGCGCGGGGGUCGGCGUCACCGAGGAGCAGGAGGGCUUCGCCGACGGCUUCGUCAAAGCCCUGGACGACCUGCACAAGAUGAAUCACGUGACGCCCCCCAACGUGUCCUUGGGUACCAGCGGGGGUCCCCAGGCCGGACCCGGGGGCGUCUACGCUGGCACCGAACCCCCUCCCGUCUACACCAACCUCAGCAGCUACUCCCCGGCCUCGGCGACGUCCGGAGGUGCUGGGGCAGCCGUCGGGAGCGGGAGUUCGUAUCCGACGGCCACCAUCAGCUACCUCCCCCACGCGCCGCCCUUCGCCGGAGGCCACCCGGCACAGCUGGGCUUGGGUCGCGGCGCCUCCGCCUUCAAGGAGGAACCGCAGACCGUGCCGGAGGCGCGCAGCCGCGACGCCACGCCGCCCGUGUCGCCCAUCAACAUGGAAGACCAGGAGCGCAUCAAGGUGGAGCGCAAGCGGCUGCGGAACCGGCUGGCCGCCACCAAGUGCCGGAAGCGGAAGCUGGAGCGCAUCGCGCGCCUGGAGGACAAGGUGAAGACGCUCAAGGCCGAGAACGCAGGGCUGUCCAGCACCGCCGGCCUCCUCCGCGAACAAGUGGCCCAGCUCAAACAGAAGGUCAUGACCCACGUCAGCAACGGCUGCCAGCUGCUGCUCGGGGUCAAGGGACACGCCUUCUGAGCCCCGCCACCCCCCACUCCAUACGGACACCCCCGCCCCGUCCCCACACCCCUAGCCUGGACGGCCGAGCGCACUCCUUCCUACCACUGGGGCCGAGGGGCAGGCGGUGGACAUGCGCCCCGAGG
Molecule: messenger RNA, 1558 nt
Organism: Jaculus jaculus (lesser Egyptian jerboa)
Lineage: Eukaryota; Metazoa; Chordata; Mammalia; Rodentia; Dipodidae
Gene: Junb
Product: JunB proto-oncogene, AP-1 transcription factor subunit
Biological process (GO): regulation of cell cycle; regulation of cell population proliferation; regulation of transcription by RNA polymerase II
Cellular component (GO): transcription regulator complex
Molecular function (GO): DNA-binding transcription factor activity, RNA polymerase II-specific; transcription factor binding; RNA polymerase II cis-regulatory region sequence-specific DNA binding
Source: RefSeq, a predicted model, not a curated record